CUGCAGAAUCCCGGAAAUUCUUGGCACGCUGGCUUCCCAUGGGGGCUUGGCGGGCUUCCCAGGGGCCUCUGCCAGGCCAGCUGUGAACCAGGUGGGGCUUUUUGUGCUCUUCCUGCUGGGAAAGGUGCUGGCUGCCUACAGCAGGGUCAGGAGACCUGCGGUGCUGCUGAUUGCUGGCCUGGCCUGGACCGUGCUGGAGACUACAACUGCCAGUGAGUGGAGCUGUGCAAAGCCUGCGGAGAUUGAACAUGGCUACGUGGAGCACCUGAUCAAGUACCGCUGCAACCCGUACUACCAGCUGCGCGGCGGCUCUGGUGAUGGCAUGUACAAGUGCAGCGAGGAUCACGGGUGGGUGAGCCUUGAAGCUGGCAAGGAGGUGCCCGUCUGUGAGCCAGUGUGCGGGAAGCCGAAGAACCCCCCCGGGCAGAUGCAGCGCAUCAUUGGGGGCCUGCUGGCUAGGAAGGGCAGCUUCCCCUGGCAGGACCUGAACCACAGUGAGGACACAAAGCCGGAGGAGAUCGCCCCUACUCUGCAGCUCUUCCUGGGCGGCCGGGAGCAGCCGGCCUUGGGUGUUGAGCGCGUGGUGCUGCACCCCGGCUACCCGGAGGCCGUGGACCUGGCCCUGCUGAAGCUCAAGCAGAAGGUGCUUCUCGGAGAGGAGGUGAUGCCCAUCUGCCUACCCCGGAAGGACUACGUGCAGCCAGGGCGGGUGGGCUAUGUCUCGGGCUGGGGCCGCGGUGCCACCUUUGCCUUUCCAGACACGAUGAAGUACGUGAUGCUGCCGGUGGCAGAGGGCGAGCGGUGCCGGCAGUACUACCGGGCGCGGAACGCGUCCUACUGGGUCCAGCCCGUCCUGAGCAACGACACGUUCUGCGUGGGCAUGAGCGAGCUGCGGGAGGACACGUGCUACGGGGAUGCCGGCGGCGCCUUCGCCGUGCGGGACCCGGACGACGACAGCUGGUACGCGGCGGGCAUC
Leptosomus discolor (cuckoo roller) is the source of this 976-nucleotide messenger RNA. The record is from RefSeq and is a predicted model, not a curated record. Lineage: Eukaryota; Metazoa; Chordata; Aves; Leptosomiformes; Leptosomidae.